AUGGAAGAAAAGGAAGAAAGGACAGUUAUACGCAAAGAUCAAUUGGAGAUCAGCUUGCAUAAUGAGAAAAAGCUGAUUCAGGAGGGGACCAUCAUUGAUGACAAUCCCCUCGACCUGAGCGAGCCGUUUCGGGAGCUCUGUGAAGCUUGCCGCAAGGGAGAUCUUAAAGUUUGUCAGGAGAAGAUCACAGAGGGGGUCAAUAUCAAUGCACGGGAUCCUUACGACUAUACCCCCUUGAUCUUAGCGAGUCUCUGCGGCCACUACGAAGUCGCCCAGCUGCUUCUGGAGUCCGGGGCUCUGUGUGAACGAGAUACUUUUCAAGGAGAGAGAUGUCUAUAUAAUGCAUUGAACGACCGUAUACGGAAUCUGCUCCUUGAAUAUGACUACUCGAAAUCGACCGACCCUCUUCAGCCUCUUGCUGCCCAUACCGCGUCGCUCCUGGUGCGGGAGCAACCUAAGACCUCUGAUAUAGAGGUGGAUGCGGGUGACGAGACUCUAUAUUUACACAAGUUCGUACUCGCUGCUCGGUCACCAUAUUUCCGUCAAAAGUUGAAAACCUCUCCCGAGACCACAGCAUGGAAGCUUCCCAGUACCAUACCGCCGCAGGCUUUCGGAACAGCGAUCAAAUACUUAUACCUCGGAGAACCCCCGAGAGACUUGAGAAGCGGUCCAGGGACAGGGUUUACUGAGUCGGAGGUUUUCGCGGGAAUCAAUAAGAUUGCCAAAUAUCUAGAGACUGACACUCUUGUGGACAGCAUACUUGACAGCGGUGACCGAAGGCUGGCUCGGCAGAGGCGAACAACAGAAAUCGCGCGAGGACGCGAUCAACUGGAAGAAUGGUUCCGCGACAAUGUUCUUCAGAACAAGAUAGAGAUCGACACGACCAAAGUCAGCGACAUCAAGUGGGAUCACAACAACCCCAUAUUCGCGGAUGUUAUACUUCAGGCCGAUGAACUUCCAGAGGACGACCUUUACGGAGAAGAGGUCGGCUCCACGGGUCUUCCUAUCGGACCCAUUGAGUCUUCUGGGGCCAACAAAUCACAAAAGUCGGUCCUGUUCCCAUGCCAUCGAGCGAUGUUGCUACGAUCUGAGUUUUUCCAGACAAUGUUCAACUCACCCUUCCGCGAAGCUCAGAUGAAGGACCACCUCCACAUCAUUCCCGUGGAUUGUUCUCCGGAUGUUCUGGAAAUCAUCCUGACCUUUUUAUACACUGAGAGGGCAGACUUUGCACUUGAUGUCUCUGUUGAAGUGCUGUUUGCGGCGGAUAUGCUCUUCAUUGAGAAACUGAAGACGAAGGCUGCCGUGGUCAUCAGCACUCUCGGCAGUGGCAGCAUGUCACAAGCCGAAGCUGCGAAGACCACUCAAGGAAGCGCUGAAGAGGAUAUAGAUAUAUACGCCAUUAUCCGCGCCGCAUGGAUGACGCGAGUGCAGCGGCUGGAGGAGUUUGCCGCUCGUUACUUUGCCUACCGUCUCGAGGCCCACAUCGACUCGCCUGAAUUUGCAGAGCUAAUACAGGAGUCAGCGUCUCGUAUACAAAAGCGACAAGAGACCGAUUCUAUCGAGUUGCUAGAUGAUAUUAGAUUCUAUCUCAACGAACGAUUCAGGUUGAGGUUUGACGAUGCGGGCAUUGAGGAGAUGAUGGAGGAAUCUGCACAGCAGCAGCUCAUUGACCAGGUUGCUGCAGACGAAGAUAUUGAGAAGGUCACCAGUGGGGUCGAGGAAAUCGACCUCGCUUCGAAAGCCCCUACCCAGGCCAAUGGCGAUCGAUUGCCUGAGCCUCCUGCCGUGAACGGACAAGGUCACCAUACCGUCAUCCGGACCUUGGACGGAGAGAUUGCGGAUGACGAACUUAGCAGGGACGCGAUCAACUAUCAAAUCUUGAUGGAGAAGCUCGACCAGAUCUUAGAACGCCUGAAUUUGGACGCAUAA
Aspergillus mulundensis is the source of this 1929-nucleotide messenger RNA. Its product is annotated as ankyrin repeat and BTB/POZ domain protein. Gene Ontology annotation, molecular function: protein binding. NCBI's taxonomy places the organism in Eukaryota, Fungi, Ascomycota, Eurotiomycetes, Eurotiales, Aspergillaceae. Bases 1 to 1929 code for a protein of 642 amino acids. The transcript has 3 exons. The record is from RefSeq and is a predicted model, not a curated record. Gene Ontology annotation, cellular component: ubiquitin ligase complex; cytoplasm.